CGCGGAUGGUGAAACGUAGAAUGUAUAUUUGUUGUGAUUACCCGCUACUGACCUGUGCUCCCGCCUCAAUUUCUGUUUCCUUUUGAAUUCUCAAACGUGAAAAAAAUGAGUUUGUGAUCAUGUCCACGACAAGCAAAGGAAUAUGGGGCUCUAUGGUCUCCUUAGACCAAGCUGUACAACAUGCCGUACUGACAAGCACAACGAGUGGCGGCACUCCAGAGGCUUUAGAAGCCAGUCACAAUCUUGACUUGGCACUUCAACGACACAGAACUGCUUUCAUCAACCUCCUCCGGAACCCUCCCAAAAAUGCCAAUGAAAGGUCAACAAUACAGAGAGCAUCUACUGAGCCUGUCACUCUCCCAGGGUACUCGGUGCCAAGCAAGCUUACUGAUUCGUUUAUAAAGGAAGUUUUCAUCUUAUCUGAUAUGUUCCAAAUAAGUGAGAUGACUUCGCUAUCUUUAUUGAGAGCAGCAGAAGAAGAACGUACCAUCUACCCAGGUAUUCCAAGGGGACUGAUUGCUGUAUUAUUUUACUAUGAUAGUAGAGUGCAUCUAGCAAAUGCCUUGAAGACUUUAGUUCAAGCCAGACAAGGUAUUUCAUGGGUACUCCUUCCUGAUAAUGAAGAAUUGUCUAUCAGUAUAACCAGGUAUUUAGAACCUAUCCUUAAUAUUAGUAUGGUAGAUAGAAUUAUUGACUUGAUAUCAUCCAUGGACAUAACAAAGGAGAUAGAAAUUUUGCAGCAGAAUCGUGCAUUGGGAGAUGCCAGGCAUAGAAAACUAGUGUUGGACAAAUUUUUGUCUGUACGUACCCUUUUAGCUGAGACACUUUUUGGGUGGGCUGCUCAGACACCUCUCAAAAAAGAUGAGUGUCGGCGCUUGCUGAUUCACUUGUCAAAAGUUAAACUUACUGAGACAAGUGAUGGUUCUUUAGAUCAAGUCAAUUUAGCUUUACUUAUGGCACUCUUGUACAGUUUAGAAGCUGGGCAUAUCUUAAGCACAGAGGAUAUGACAGAGGCUCUCAGUCAGUUUCCCAUUACUAGUGAUCGGACAUUUGUUCAAGAAAUACAUAGGGAAUUGAAGUCAGAUUUAGUGUGGGAUACCCCAGGGUUAAAGUCAGUGGUUUUGUUGGCUUGGACAGUCAGCUUAGCCAAUUUACGACAAGUAGCAGUUGCAACUCAGCUAGCUGAUAUUGAUGCAAUUCUUGAAGAUGAUGAUGCCAUGCUUGAUGAAGCUUUAAAGGGUAAAGUUUUUUCAUUUAUUCAGAAUUCUAUUUUAUCUAAGAAGAAUGUUCCUUUAGAGACAUUUUACUGUCAGCGCCUCCAUGCCAUACUGUCUGAUUUUAUCAUAAGCUUUCCCGAGCGUGUUAAAGCAAUGAAGAACAGAGCUGAUGAAAAUUCAAGGUUAAUCACAGCAAAUCUGAGGGAAAGCUUGCAGCCUCCAACAAAUCUCGAUCAACCUUUUGAAGAAUUGCUCACCUGCUUAGCAGCCCUAUAUCAUGAUGGGCAGUGUGGUGAGCUAGUGGAGGAAUAUUGGUGUCCCAGUGAGAUAUUACCAACAGCAUCUCUUCAAUAUCGUAGUCAAGGUACUCGUCAGAUGGCUCUCUUCAAAUUUGUAAGGCUCCCAGGAGAAUAUUUACCCCCCUCAUUGUUUGUUCCUUAUGUUAAUCUGUUGACUAGUUUAGCCACCACCCAGCGCUCGGCACAGUAUGUGUAUAAUUUUCUUCGUAUGAACAGCCAGCCCCUUUCUCAAGGUAGUAAUCUAGCAUGGGAACACUUCAUGACUGCAUUAAUGCAGUAUUACAAUAACUUGAAAAUGGAGGAACCUGGUGCAAUGGAUACUAUGUACAGGGUUCGCGGAGCACCACGUUGUAUCAAACCUCAAGAAAUACAAGGUUUGUUAGCUGUAUUACAGUUACUUGUUACUGUAGCAGAGAAAGACGAGUUGUCUCGAGUUGCAUUAUGUGAUAAUGCUUCAUGGACACCAUUAUAUGUUUGCACUGGGUUAUUGACAUGUGCUGUGCCUUUAUCACUUAAAAUAGAGUUAAUUAAUACAUUAAAUGCAUUUAGUAAGACUCCAGUUCUUGCACAAAAAGUUUGGGAAUUAAUUGAAGGAGCCAAGCUAAUUCCUCAGCAAGAUGGUGUUGCAGGCUAUCAGCCCCGGGGCCUUUUGGUUGACAUUGAAGAACUGGAGUGCAGUAAGGAAGAGUUCCCUUUGACCAGAUCACUUCUCAAGUUAUUAAGUACACUGGUACAUGCUGGUAUUCCACCCAUGCUGGGAGCUGCAACUCGGCCACCAGGGUUCAGACCUUAUUUAAACCUGGUAAGAGACUGCAUAUUUCUGCGUCAUGAUUCCCGUUCAUAUCGUGAUGCUGGCGAACGCUGGGCAGUAGCCAAAGGAUGUUUAGAACUUCUUCACCAGUUGCUAACAGAGCAGUCUGCUGUUUCUGAAGAUCAUCGUAAUACGAACCCACCUGGUAAUUCUAUCUUGUUAGAUCUUGUGCAAGAGUCUCAGUUACAAAGACAAGUACUUUCUGUUUUACAUGAUGGUGUUCAAAUUUUGCAACAGUACAGAGAGGUCCCAGGUCAGGAAGACUUGCAUGCCAGCUUAUUGCUAGUUCUCCAACUUUUAGCUGCUGCUCAAAGCCAACAACACACGGUGCUUAGUGGUUCAUCAAACCCAGAGGUUAUUUUAGGUGUAGAGAGGCUUCUAAUGGGAGUUAAUCCUCAUACUGGUGUGAGUGAUCAUCUUUUGAAUAUUAUUCAUAUUGUGGCUCACCAUCAAACUUUGCCCCAGCAUGCUACAGUUGCUUGUCAGUUGCUUGCUACUUCAGCUGCAAGUGCAAGCACUCAGACUCACUUGUUGUCCUUGAUUACAUCCACUUCAACAACAGCCACAACUGUUCGUCACAGUUUUGUUGAAAUCAUAGACCAAACUGCUCUUGAUAUACCAGAACACCUUGAAGCUGCAGAAGCAGCACUGAAUUUACUCCUGAAAUUUUUGCCCCUACCCUCACCCAAUGUUGCCCACUUUCUUCUAGGAUAUUUAUCAGAUGGAAUGACUAAUUUACGAUCAGAUCUGCUUGAUGCUGGAGCUCGUGGAUACCCACGUACUGCAUUGCAUGCAACACUAGCUGCCUUACCUUCUUGUCCUCCAAGUUUGGCUGAAGUAGCUUAUCGUUUAAUUUAUUCUUUGUGUAGUGACAGCCUUACUUCAGCUGCAACCCUUAGGUAUCUCCGAUCUUCUCACGAUUUACUUUAUCGCACAGUUGCAAUGGGUUUGUCUCAGGCUGAUUCAAGACUCCAUUUAUUAUCACAAGGUUGGGUUUUAAGGUGUGUAGCCCUUGAAUUACGUUACCAUGACACACAUCAACAGCGCUCACAGUUAGCUCGACUUAUUCACUUGCUUGUAGCAGGGGCAGAGUUACCACAACAAGAACCAUUAGAUGUGUCACAGGGAUGGGUUGGUGGUAUGAGUGGUGGUCGUGGUCCCCUGCUAACUCUGUUAGAUGCAGUUGAUCUUAGUGUGGAUUCUCCACCACCUCUUCAGUGUGAGUACUUUACUCGGGCUCCUGAACUAAUUAAGUCAUGUGAAGGUUCCACUCCUCAAGGUCCUAUGAUCAAUUUAAGGAUGCUACAUCAGCAGCUGACUGCUCUUUUACAAGAAGGAGGCUCAAGUGUGUCAGUUACCCAGCAUGAUCCAUUACAAGCUGAGUUAGAGUUGGUUAUGGGUCAUGCUUUGAUGAUUAAUCAGACUCGAGCAUUUUUAUUUGCCAUUAGACAUUUUCUUGAAGGAUGGAGACAGGUUGUAGAGGUUGUGGUUGCUGUGACUCCUCAGGAUUUAAUAGAAACUGCUACUCAUCACACCUUCCUUCAUACUCUUACUCAUGACUUGUCUCGUCGAUUGUUGGAUGAUUCUGCUUUGCCAUCUCUUACAACACAAUUGGUGUCUACUUUACUUAUGUUGGUUACUACAUUACGUACAUUAUAUGCAAGAACUACUCAGCAUCAUCCACAGUAUGUUUCCAUGUUGGAUGGUGGGAAUGCAAAUAUCCAACCAGAAUUUCCAUCGUCAUUGCAGUUAGUUUUGAGAGGGUUAGUAGAAUGUGUAGCAAGAUUCAGACAGUGCAGUCAAGGGGUUCGUACCUUUACAUAUGGGGCACUUCUUAAUUAUUUGCAGAUUCGAGCUGAUCCCUUUGAGAAAUCUGAAAGUGAAGACAGCACAUGGUCUCUUUUGAUAGCUCCUCGGGAAACCCAAGAAGAGCAGUUCCACAGAGAAAAUUAUGAAGUUGUUCGUGAAGAGUUGCCCCAGUUAGUUGAUGUACUAGCAAUAGAAGCAGGUGGUGGUCAUCAUGUAUGUCAGGUUUUAGCACUUACUUGUCUUAGUGCUCUAAUUGCCUUGGAGCAUCGAGCAACACCUCUCACAACAGACUCAUUAUUGUUAUCUCAUCUUAUUGAUCAAGGGCAUUUGCGACGGUUAUUAGAUGCUCUGAGGACAGAUGAUCGUCAGUUGCUGUCUCUUUUGUCUGAUGAUGUGGAGGAUUUACGACCAUUGUAUGUUUAUGAAGCCAGAAUGUCUCUCUUAGCUCGAUUAGCUUUGUCUCCCUAUGGUGCACAACAGCUGCUACAAGCAGGUCUUACCACACGACUUUCAGAAAUGGUAUCUCUAGAUUAUCGACCAAUUCAACCUGUUCAUGGAUCUGGUGGAGAGGACUUUUUACCUAGUUCAGUACAGCGUUACAGAUCAAUUUUGAUGGCAGCUUUACGAGUUUAUAUUUCCAUCUUGACAUCAUUGGGAAGGGAUAAUUACUCUGCAACUGCUCAUGUUUUGAGGUUUCUUGCAUCCCAUGCAGAGGCUUUGGCUGCUGGAUUAGCAGCUCCUGGUUCACCAUCCUUAAAUGCUCUAGAAGAAGUAGCACUGUUAUCAGCAACAGUUGCAGGUGCUGCUCCUCCAGGUCCCAUAACAACCACGGAUCCUGCACAGUUAGAGGCUUCUGCCCAAGCCACCCGACUUCAGCAACUUCUUAUGGCUUUGCUCCCUCAUGUAUUGCCACAGAGCCGCCUUGCUAAUGCACUGAACUCCUUGCCUGAAAAUGAGGAGGGAGUUAAUGUAAAGGAAACUGCCCGUACUGCAUCUUUAACAACACUUUGUUCUGUGUUGAAUUAUGCUACCGCACGUUUAAUACAUGGAGGAACUGCUGCCCGAGAUAUCACAUUAGUGUUCCGAGCAUCCAUGGAUAAUGGAGUAGCAGUUGGGGCUGUAGGCCGUCCUUUAUCACUAGCAACUUUGAUAGAUUGUGUAGACCAAGUUAGUCAGCAGUUUUCUAUUGCUCGCAAGGCUCGGGAAAGUGCUACCCUCCAACUACAGGCUUUGGAAGCUAAUCAACCUGUUGAACAUCUGAAACAGUAUGUUAGCAGUGCUAUUGCUGAUGCAGCAUCUCCUGCAGCUGUUCGUAGAUUAGCUGAGGAACAUUUAAGUGAGGUAGUAUCCCAACAUCGAAGACAGGAGCAGUUAGCAAUACAUGCUGCUGAGUCAGCAGCAUUGCUGUUGUGGAGGCACUUGGAAUAUUACAUACUUCAUGCACCUUCUGCCCCUGGAACUGGCCAAGAUGACCUUCCUGUUCGUGAAAUGGGUAUCUCUCGUACAUUAACCCCUACUGAAGUAGAAAGCUUGAAGAAACAAGCUGCUACAGCAUUACAGGAUGUCUUACCUAACCUUCAGAAAGUUCAAGAUGAGCACUCUUCUAAAGGUCAUGUUGCUUUCUUAGAUGCUGCUAUUACAAGGAUUCGGAGACUUCUGGUUCCUUAGUCUUCAUUUGAUUGUAUAUUGUUUUUAAAGCAAACACUUUUAUGGACCAUUGAAGUUAGCUUUCCUUAAAUUAAGUAUUUGUCCAGGUGAAUUAUUUGAAAGUACGGUAAUUUUGAAUAUAAUAUAUGAGGAGGGAAAAUUAACUGUUAAUUGUAAAUAGCCUUGGUUUUCAUGUACAGUACUGUGUGUUUGUCAUUGCCAUUGUUUCAUGUACUUUAUUCAAGUUUAGCUUUAGUCUUGAUUAAUUAUGUGAUGAAUAUUUUGUUUUGUUUAUUUUUUCACCUAUGAGUCUCAUCUCAUUUCAUUUUAGUGACAAAUGAAUACUAUCAUAUGUCAUUCAAUUGGCUUUUGUAUUUACUGUCUGACUCAUUUUUCUCAUUUGUUAUCAAUUUUCAUUUUGUGAAGUUAAUCUUAAAGGGAUUUAUUAUACUUGUGUUGACAUCAUUUUGUUUUUACUGGUGUUCAGCAGUUACAAGUGAUAAUUUCAUCACAUUUUGAAGGAAAUUUUAAAUGUAUGGUGAAAAAGUCAUUUUAUGUGAAUUUGAAUGAAAGUUGUUUUUUAAUGUGAAAUCAGUAUAUCUUUUCAAAUAUCAAAUCAUGUUAUAAAAUCCAUUAUUAGUAAGUAAUUAUGGUUAUAUAAUUUUAUUUGAAUGAAGAAGAAGAUUGUUUAUGGAAAAUGUUUAUGGAAAAAUAUAGGUUUUGACCAAGAUUAAUCCUUUAGAAAAUUGUAUGAUAUUGUUAGUUAAUGGUGUAUAUUGCUGAAAUAUCAUAUUUCAGUACAUCCAGAAACUCUGUUAAUUUGGAAUUUAAGUUAUAGGUAGUGCAGUGUAAGAUUAACUAUUCACUGCCAACAUAGUGUCGAUCAAGUUAGAAAGGAUUGCAGUUGUGGAGGUAUAUUGAGUGAGCUUUUGAAGUCCAUACAAUAGUUUUUACAUUUACAUUUUGUACUGUUGUGUUAACUACUUAGUAAGUUAUAAGCCAGUUUUGAAGUUCAUACUGUAUGUUUCUCUUUAUCUCUAUUUGAUAUAAAACUUAGUAACCAUAAAA
Macrobrachium nipponense is the source of this 6851-nucleotide messenger RNA. It is a transcript of the gene Nup205, whose product is annotated as nuclear pore complex protein Nup205-like. The record is from RefSeq and is a predicted model, not a curated record. Bases 120 to 5804 code for a protein of 1894 amino acids. Gene Ontology annotation, biological process: nuclear pore organization. Gene Ontology annotation, cellular component: nuclear pore; nuclear pore inner ring. The transcript is spliced from 3 exons. Lineage: Eukaryota; Metazoa; Arthropoda; Malacostraca; Decapoda; Palaemonidae. Gene Ontology annotation, molecular function: structural constituent of nuclear pore.